Molecule: messenger RNA, 8616 nt
Organism: Pecten maximus
Lineage: Eukaryota; Metazoa; Mollusca; Bivalvia; Pectinida; Pectinidae
Product: endothelin-converting enzyme 1-like
Exons: 22
Coding region: 502-2943 (813 amino acids)
Biological process (GO): protein processing
Cellular component (GO): plasma membrane
Molecular function (GO): metalloendopeptidase activity
Source: RefSeq, a predicted model, not a curated record
UGGAUUUCUUCCGUGGCCAUGAAAUCUAGAAGCCGGUACAGGUACACAUGGCGGGAUUAACACAGCAUCAUCAACCGCAAUAUUGCAGCUUAUUGUAACGCGCGCGUGCCACUCUUCCAAGUGUAAUCGAUUUGUAAUCAGUGAUGGUCUUCUCAAAUGAGCAAAAAUAUAUUUCACAAGACGAGCAAUGGACAUGUGAAGCGCUGGGGUGUUAUCCGCGAGGCACUUUCAUAUCUAGAGCACAAAGGUGAUAAUCUGUUACCGGGGGCAUGAAGGCUUCCUCGAGACCCGCGCGUCAUAUAUCGCUCAUGGUGACCCGGAUGUAAAUAGUAGAAAAUUACACAGGUCCGGUAAUAUUACAGUGUGUAUAUAGUCGACGUAUAAAGUUUGAGGAGGUCAACUCCGCACGUUCGUCCGGUCUCACUGAGCCCUGUGUGUCAAUAAUAUCGAGGGAUUAUAUUACAUCUGUGUUGUCUGUGGAUAUUACGUAUUACAGCGAAGAUGCAGAACCAUUCGUGUAACAGUGACAGUGAGAUACAAAUCAACGCCACAGAAUCAAACGAACUUCUCAAUGGAAAUGACAUCAAGACGCAGUAUCAGACUCACAGCCGUGACUCGUAUUUGUAUGAGAUGACAAAGUUUGACCGGACGGAUUCGGAAGACGAUAUUUUAGAGGAUUAUACAGAUGACUGCAAUUGUUCACCACGUCUUCAUUGUAUCAAAAGCAGAACAGCACUCGAAAAAUGUCUUUUCAUCUUUUCUCUCAUCGCACUCAUCGUAAUCAUCAUUCUGGCCGCCUGCCUUGGAUCCAAAACACCACCUGAAGGGAAGGCGAUUUGUGAGACACAGGAUUGUAUUGAAGUAUCAAGUUCCGUCCUGACAUCCAUGGACAGAAGUGCCGAUCCUUGCCAGGAUUUCUACCAGUACUCGUGUGGAGGCUGGGAGAAAAACAACCCGGCACCACCAGGUUACCUCAUUUGGGACAGAUUCCAGCAGCUAUCCUAUACAAACCUCUACAAAAUCAAAGCAAUACUUGAUGAUAGAACUAUGGUAACAUCGUCGGAGAAGAAAACCAAACAGUUUUACGACAGCUGUAUGGCAGAAAGUAAACUAAACCGACUUCGCACACUCAGUGAUUUCCGGUCCCUUAUAAACAAUAUUACUGACGCAGCAAAUGGAACCUUAGCGGUCCUUCUGGAAUCCGUCCACAGUCUCAACGCAUGGCCCUUAUUUUCUGUCCGGGUCGGUAGUGACGAUCUCAAUCCAGACAAAAACGUUGUCAAGAUUGACAAUGGCGACCACAAGUAUCCUCUGCGAGUAAAGGAGGCUCAAGUUCCGUCCACGUCACCCGCUCCUACUGUGAACAGUACUGUCUCCCCGGGCAGUAAGAAGGCUGGAUACUCUAUAGUUAACCAUCCUCAAAACAAAGUUCAGUACCUCAAGUGGAAUUCAACCGAGGUAGAGAAGAACUACAUCACGGAGACUACCAGGAUUUUAAAAGUCAUCUGGAACAUGUCGGAUUCAGACGCAUCCAAUAUGGCAAAAGAAUUAUUGGAAAUCGAAAAAGCUUUUACUAAGACUUACGAAGAGAGCUCAGAUGGUGACACCGAUCCAAAACCAGUAUCAAUGAAAAUUGUUGACCUAGAAAUCGCCUGUAGUACGAUUGAGUGGCCCCUCUAUCUUACUGUGUUAGCACAUGAUUCCGCGACGAUCUCAAACACGGAGGCUGUGGUGCUACUUCAGAAAGACAACCUCCUCAAAACAUGUGCUCUAGUUGAUACUUAUAAAAAGGAUGCCAAAAAAUUUAAAUUACUAGAGCGAUACAUCAUGGUUCACCUCGUUAGCCACUUGAUGCCUUACUUUGAAGCCGACACUUUUGAGCCAGACCUGGACUACUCUGUUGAACUGGAGAUAGACGGUGAACACUGGAGACGAUGUGUCCACUACACCAAUAAAGCAUUAGGCUUUGUCACUGGGGGCCUCUAUGUGAAUGGCAUGCGGAAACAUGCCACCGUCAAGAAGAUCAAGCAGAUUGUACAAGACGUGAAAUUGGCAUUCAAAGAUUAUCUUCUCCGUAAAAUCUGGCUGGAUCCUUCAACAAAGAAAGAGGCAUCCCAGAAGCUGGACGAAAUUCUAGAGAAAAUCAGUUAUCCGGACUACAUUCUUAAAUCUGAUUUCCUGGACAAGUUUUAUGAUCAGCUGGAUAUCGGCGAAGAUUGGUUUGUGAAUGUACAAAAAUGGCAGGAAUUCCAAGUAAAACAAAUGAUGUCACAACUGAGUCAAAUACCGGAUCGCUCCAGCUGGAUCAAUCCACCAAUCACCGUGGAGUCAGACUAUUCACCUGUGAGAAAUGACGUCAUAUUUCCCAUCGCAUUAUUCCAUCUUCCGUUUUACACAGAAGCAGGCCCCCCAGCUUUCAAUUUUGGUGCCAUAGGAUCGGUAAUAGGACACGAGAUUACGCAUGCGUUUGACAUUAAAGGGCGGCGCUACGAUGGUAAGGGACGCCUGAGGGAGUGGUGGGAUCCAAUGACCGCUGAUAGGUUUAAACUGACGACGAAGUGCAUGAAGACUCAGUACGACGCAUACACAUAUCAAGGUUUCCAGAUAAAUGGUAAUAAUACAUUGGACGAGAACAUCGCGGAUAAUGGCGGACUGCGUGCCGCGUUCAUCGCAUACCAGUUGUGGGAGAGACAGCAAGGAAAGGAGCCUUCUGUGCCCGGUUUGAAUAUGACAAACCGACAGCUAUUCUUUGUCAGUUAUGCGCAGAUGUUUUGCUCGAAGUGGAAGAAGGAUGGGCUUAUUGGACAUCUUAUUGACGAUCCUCACAGUCCUGGCCCAAUCAGGGUGCGUGGCAGUGUAUCAAAUACAGAGGCGUUUGCCGAAGAGUUCAAUUGUCCAUUUGUGGCUAAUUACAAUCCUACAACGAAAUGCGAGGUGUGGUAAUCUUAAUAUGGCCACUUGGUGUCGCAAAACUUUCGUGGAAAUGCUGAGUGUCACGUGACCUCGGUGUUCAUCGUUUGGUGAAACGUGACCCCAAUAGGUGUCACGCAAACUACAUAUCACCACUUUGUGUGAAGUGGCCAAUAGGAUGGUUACUGGGUGUCACGUGACCUUGGACAUGUGUGAGGAUACGAUGUGUUCUGUGGUUACGUCCCAGUCACUUACCUUUCUGUGAUGUCUCUCCUAGCAGCCACUGUUGCACAAAAACUUCAAAAUGUUGUGUACGGCCUUAAAUAAGAAAGUUUUCGUCUUUUUUUUAAUUUCCAAAUAAACAACAGAACACCGAUGAUUGAUUUUUAAACAUCCAUAUUAAUUACUAACUAAUAUUUAUAUUUGGCAGAUAUAUUGUCUAUGAAACGUAAGAACCGUACUAACGGAGCAUAUUGGCCUUGUUGUUUCACGUCUCAUAUACAUAUCAUCAGGUGUCAAUGUGUAAAAUUUUAAUCCUGUACGUUCAAACAAAGAAAAUACAAAGCUAAAAUUGAAUUGAACGAAAUGCUUGAACAUUUGUAUUAUUUAGGAAAUUAAAAAGGUAAUUUUGAAAUUUUGAAAAAAAAAAUAUCUUUGGAAAUAAUACCCUGCCAUCAUUCUACAACUACUACACAUGUGAUGUACAUUCCAUUAUGUCGGUGCCUUAUGCUCUCGUACUAUUCUUGCGUACCGGAUGUUGCGUACCGGAUGUCCCUUACUUCUUACCUAGUCUGGUUGUAGAUUAUUGCUUUGAUAGCAUUACUUUUAUGUUUUAUUUUUUCAAUGUUUUCUUUUCAAUUUGAAAUAUAAUUGAAACAAAGAUUUUAUUUUAAACGUGCGCAUGUUAUAUAUUUUGUUUUUAAAACUAUUAUCAAUGAUCCAUUUAAUCCUAGUUAUGACCAAUGAAAUACUAGUAUAUAGACUUAAUGAGAGAGUUUAACAAUUACUUCAUACAUGAUAAAUUCUAAGCAUAUAAGGAUAAAAAAAAACGAACAAAGAAUUAGAGAAACAUUAUUCUAAUUAUAAUAAAAAAAUAUAUGCAUUUGUGAUGAACGUAUUAUCAACACAAUAAUAAUCUCUCUAUGUACCAGCACGUGAGGCAUUAACGAACUCCACAUUUAAUAUUGAAAUAUUUACAUAAAUGUAACUGUACAAUUCAUUGUUAUUGAAUGUUGAUGCAAUAUUUAAUCUGUGUUUCAUUCUAUAAAUAGUCGAUAAUCAUGACAGAAGUAUGAAGGGUAUUAGAAUUACAACAAUUUGUCCUUGGGGGAGGCCGUGUGUUUGUCGUAGGCGUCCAAUCAAUAGGUUCGUCAUGUUGCUUAAGCAAUAUGGCAUGAUCGGGACGCAUAUAUUUAUUAAAUUGGUGCCAAAGAUUAGAACGCAAUGUUAAAAUUUAUAAAAGGGAGACAACUUUUCUUAUUAAUGUUGCUUUGCUUUGUUGAUGUAAUAUAUUUCUACCUUUGUCUUUCCCUUGCAAUCCUGAUAGGUAACACAACGAAAUAAUCUCUGGAGUGUACGGCUAAAAAUAUCAAAUAUAGGUGUCAUUGUUAUGUUACUAUGGAAACAUAUGCAUAUUCGUAUGCUUUUAGCCAAUCGAUGACUUUUCUAUAAUCCACUACUAUGGAAACAUAUGCAUAUUCGUAUGCUUUUAGCCAAUCGAUGACUUUUCUAUAAUCUACUACACUGAUACUAUAAACAAUCAUAUUAUAAUCGUACAUGGUUUGCAAAAAAAUAAUGCACCCUCAGUGGAAAUCCAUUAUAGACAGAAUGUUUAACUUUGAGGAUUGUUGUGUUAAACUGAUCCAGUUCAGUGAAUGAUAAGUUAUAGUGAAGGUUUCCUCUAUUAUUUACAAAGACAAAUAUGUAAUGUCAAUUUCAAUGCAUUAUAGGAUCAAAGACAGUGUUUAUUAUAGUAAAGUCAUGUAAUAUAGUUCAAAAUGAUACUUCGCUGUGUAUGAAUUAUAUGAGUUUAAAGAAUCUCGUGUAAACUACUCGUCUAGAGUAAUCACUUGAUACCUGACGAUAUCCAUUGAUCAGGACUUUUUAUUGUAUAUAUUAUACAUAUUUUUACAUCUUUUGCACAAUUUCCUUAUAUGCACGUUUAUUUAGAGAUUAAAUUGAACGAAUGACAUAUUUUCCUAUAACUUGAUAUGUUUUAGUGAUUUUGAAUGGUUAGAGGUUGAAUGCGUUUUGUCAUGUGAUUAAGAUAAUUCCAUUUAAAAAUAUGUGAGGAAAGGUGAUGUUACGAUAAAAGGCAUUAAUAAAUUGAAUCAUUGGUAUUCAAGUGCUACCGUUUUCUGCAUUACUGUAUUAUGUAAACCUCAAAGGAGUUCCGCAGUUACAAUAUCCUCUAAGGAGUACGUAAAAGAGUUCCUACAUCACCAGUUCAUAUUUGAUAUCUUUUAAUUUUCUCAGUUUUUGUAAGAACUGAAAUUGUUGAUGGCAAGUAUAGAAAAAGGUUUAAACAGAUGUUUGUGUCUUAAAUAGUAAUGUGGGGUUUUCUAUGGAAAGAGAAAGAACUCAUAUCCCAAGCACAAAUACAAUUUGGCAUAGACCCUUCUCCAUGUUGCGCAAAAGCGGUAAGAACUUUGAAUUAUCAUCAAUAUUUUGGCGUGUAAUCACGUUCGUCAUGACUUUCUUAGAAGCUUAUUACCAUGUUUGUGAAAAAUACGUUUAAGCCUUGUCAAUUUUGGUGCAAGAAAUCCGGUUUCCUCCCAAAGAUAUGUUUGUAUUUCCACGAUAAAUACUUAAACCGGUUUAUAUUGUUGUCUGUUCCGAUUAACAAGAAUAAGAAUUACUCUUGUUAAUAUUGUUUAUCAUAUUGCUUUCAUCAGUAUUCGUUUGUCUCUUAAAUACAUCGCCUACAUACAUGUACAAUUAUUUUGCAAAUGAGUAUUGUUUAAUCAUAGUAUUAAUUUGUAAAUAUGUCUUUUGAACAAUGUUGAAUUAUAUUUACGAUGCUGCACGCAGAUGUUUUGCAAGACUUUAAGCAAUGAAAAUAUAAAGAUUUUGAUUGACUCAUUAGAAUUCCACUUUUAUUGGUCACGUGUGUCGUUAAUCUAUGAUAAAUUACGUGAAGUUUGAUCUACGAUAAUCGAUGAUGUGUAUCGUUGACUUAAAAUGAGUACGUAUUUCAUAUUUAUUUAUUGAAAACGUUACUAUCUAAUUGGUAAGAUUAAUUAUUAAUCUACAAUUAAUUUCAUGUAUAUCAAGGUUUAAUCUACAUUCUAUCGUUGUAUCGUUAAUGAUGACUUGAUAACAUGAAUCGUUAAUGAUGACUUGAUUACACGUGUCGUUAAUGAUGACUUCAAUACACGUGUCGUUAAUGAUGACUUCAAUACACGUGUCGUUAAUGAUGACUUCAAUACACGUAUCGUUAAUGAUGACUUCAAUACACGUGUCGUUAAUGAUGACUUGAUUACACGUGUCGUUAAUGAUGACUUGAAUACACGUAUCGUUAAUGAUGACUUGAAUACACAUAUCGUUAAUGAUGACUUGAUUACACGUGUCGUUAAUGAUGACUUUAAUACACAUAUCGUUAAUGAUGACUUAAUAACACGUAUCGUUAAUAAUGACUUGAUUAUACGUAUCGUUAACGAUGAUUUAAAUACACGUAUCGUUAAUGAUGACUUCAAUACACGUGUCGUUAAUGACUUGAUUACACGUAUCGUUAAUGAUGACUUGAAUACACGUGUCGUUAAUAAUGACUUAAUAACACGUAUCGUUAAUGAUGACUUGAUAACACGAAUCGUUAAUGAUGACUUAAUAACACGUUUUCUUAAUCUAAAAAAGAUCAAGUGUAUUCUUAAUCAUUAAUUAACCAUGUGUAUCCUUCAGCAUUAAUUGAUCGCGUGUAUUUUGAAAGUUAAUUGAUCAAGUGUAUCGAUUAUUGUUAAUGGAUCGCGCGUGUAUACUUAUUAUUCAUUGAUUACGCGUAUCAGUUAUCUUAAAUUGUUCGUCUGUACAUCAAUAUUUAAUUGAUUACGUACGUCGGUUAUCUAUGAUCAUGUAUAUCGGUACUCGUUAUAUACGUGUAUUUCUAAUAUUUAAUUGAUGAAGUGUAUCACUUAUCUUAAACUGAUCACGUGUAUCGACAGUGUUUAAUUGAUUACAUGUAUCGUUAAUCUAUUGAUGACCACGUAUUUUAAUGAUAAUUUCUUUACAUAAUUGAUAUUCAAUAUUUUGAAUAUAUUAUAAAGUAUAAGAAAAUUGUAAUUUCUAACUUAUCUAUGCCAUGUUUAUCUUAAUGUACAAUGGACCACAUGCUAUCUUUAAUCUAAAAUUGACCAAGUGUAUCUGUGAAUCUGUCAUCGAUAAAUUGUAUGUGACCGCGUGUAUCUUCAAUCUAUAAUGGACCAAGUCAACCGAUCAGUAGUAUUCCACAUUUGACCACAUGUUGACCGGUAACUCGUCACUAAUGUCGUAUUAAUUGAAGCAUGAUUAUUUCAGUGAUAAUACCGUUCCUCUUUUCUACGUCAUUGUAAAACAAAUCGUAGCGUCCUAUACUGGGUAUGGUUCAGUUAAAUCAGUCGACGUGUGUGUAAGAAACAGUGAAAUUGUUCAUACCUUGGAAUAAGUAAUAAGUAAUAUUUUGUUUCAACCGGAGUUUUGUUUGAAUUAUCUUCUAUAACUAACUUAACGUUCGGAACAUCAAACAAUAAAUUGAAUAAAAAAAAAUGCACAUAGCUUAUGUAAAAUGCGCUCGUUGUAUGAUCAUUAGGAAGAUUGUGUGUCAGUUUGUUUGUCUUAUCUCUUGCAUGUUGUCAUCCCCAUGUCGUUUUGACUGUUAAGGUUUUUGCGGAGGAAUGAUGCUACAUGAGUUUGUGGUGCUAUCUAUCUAUUGACCAAUACAACUGUCUGAUAUCGCUCAUUUCUCCGUAAAGAGGUCUAUUAAUAUUCACCAUUAAUUAUUUAAUGACGUAAAUUCCACUAUUAAUGGAACCAGUUAAAGAGUUUUCAUAUCGACGCAGAUGGUGUUAUAAAACGACUUUCAUAUACGCCCCUUGUAUUAUGUGAUCAAGUUGUAAGACAUGAUUGGAGUAUAUUUGGUGACAAUAUUGAUUUUUAAUGAAGAUACUUCUAGACUAGAGACGCAUUGACGACAAUGGUUAUAAAAACCAAAGCUAUAUUUACGUUGCAGCAUUCGAGUUACAGAUAUUUUAUAUACCGUGAGUAGAAAUAUAAUUGUUUAAGUUAAAAUUAUCAAAAUAACUGAAUAAAUUAAAUAGAAAUAACAUAGGCAAGUGUUUACGUUGAAUGUGAGUAUAAAUUUUAGAAAACUAUGUUCGCUGUAAGCACAGGGACUUGUAGCAAAGUCCCAACCUUCAGGUCUACAUAUCUGUAUUAUGAAAUAUAUAAAUCGAUCUAAGGUUGAACAAUUGUGCCAAGUCCCUGUGGCAGUAAGGACGAUUUAUUGUCUCUAUGAAUUCUUUAAUGUGAUAUUUUUUCUCCAAGAUAACAACUACUGUUGUAGGCAGGGCGUUGAAAUGGUUGUGAAUUGUAUGAAAUGUUCCUGAGAGACUCAUGUAUGUAAGUCUUGCGUUAAUGAUGUUUUUUCACUAAUGAAUGGAAGUUUUGUGUGAAACCAUACACAUGUGUAUUCAUUGUAUCUACGCUACGAUCAACUGAAUAAAAUUUCUAAUUUUU